UUGCAGCAUGUCCGUGGACUGGCUCGGCUUUGGCUACGCCGCGCUGGUGGCGUCGGGCGGCAUCAUCGGCUAUGCGAAAGCAGGUAGUGUCCCAUCUCUAGCUGCUGGCCUUCUCUUUGGAAGUUUUGCAGGACUGGGUGCCUAUCAGCUCUCACAGAAUCCAAAUAAUGUGUGGAUUUCUCUGAUUACAUCUGGAACAUUGACUGCUGUCAUGGGAGCAAGAUUUUACAACUCUGGAAAAUUCAUGCCCGCAGGAUUAAUUGCUGGUGUCAGUUUGCUAAUGGUUGGAAGAUUAGCACUGAAGAUGAUGGAAAAAACGCAUGAUAAGUAACCUUACAACUUAAUAUCCAGAGAAGGAAACCUGA
Molecule: messenger RNA, 365 nt
Organism: Tinamus guttatus (white-throated tinamou)
Lineage: Eukaryota; Metazoa; Chordata; Aves; Tinamiformes; Tinamidae
Product: transmembrane protein 14C
Biological process (GO): regulation of heme biosynthetic process
Cellular component (GO): mitochondrial membrane
Source: RefSeq, a predicted model, not a curated record